GCGAAAGUCCGAGUUGACCAAAUAUCCAAAAUCCAAUCCCAAGACCGUUUCAUCCAAUAACUUGGUACAAAAUUCAAUUUCUAAAUACAACUCCAUAAUCCAAACACAAACUCAAAAAACUGCACAAUUGGUUCCAUACUCGAAACACUUGGUCAUACAAAAUCUAGUUAAUUCAUGUUAUGAAAAUAUACAUGCAUCACACGAGUUUAAAUCUACUGCUAGUUCUUAAUAUUUUUCAAAUGAUCAGCAAAAAAAAUUGUAAGUAAUAUUGCCAUGGCAAGCAAAUCAGUUUUCCAGAUGAGCAGAGCAACCUUGGAAACCCCCUCCAUUAUCAACUUAGCAUCCUUCUCGCCUGCUCGUACUCGUCAACUUCAUGCCCACAUCGUCAAAACUGGCCUUCUCAUCGACCAUUCUCUCUCUUCCAAGCUACUAUCUUUGUACGCAAAUCAUCGAUGUUUCUCCGAAGCUUCGAUCUUUCUCAACUCACUCGACGAACCCAGUUCGUCAUCUUUCUCUAUUAUUAUCAAUGCCUUUUCAAAAUUCAACCUUUUUGGCAAUGUUGUAGAUUUGUUUAGGAAGAUGUUAUCUGAAGGUGUAGUUCUUGACAGUUAUCUUCUGCCUGCUGUAGCGAAAGCAUGUGCCGGGCUUUCGGCUUUCCGGCUUGGCAGGCAGGUUCAUGGACUUGCACAAGUAUCCGGGUGUUCAUCGGAUGUUGUGGUGCAGUCUUCGUUAGUUCAUAUGUAUGUAAAAUGUCGUCGGUUAGGUAUUGCACACAAGGUGCUCGACGGAAUUCCUGAACCAGAUGUUGUCACUUACAGUGCUAUUAUUGCUGGUUAUGCUCGAAACGGUGACGUGGGUAUGGCGAAAAGGCUUACUAAUGAUAUGGGAAAGUUGGGGUUGGAGCCCAAUUUGGUGUCUUGGAAUGGUUUGAUAGCAGGGUUUAAUCAAAGUGGAAGGUAUUUGGAGGCUAUUUAUGUGUUUCUUGAUAUGCAUUUACGAGGUUGUCAACCGGAUGGAAGUAGUUUUUCCAGUGUUUUAGCUGCAAUAGCAGACUUGGAUGUUUUACAUGCAGGAGUUCAAGUUCAUGGUUAUGUGAUCAAGAGGGGUUUUGCGUGUGACAAAUGGGUUGUUAGUUCCCUUAUUGAUAUGUAUGGUAAGUAUGCUUGCGUCUCAGAGAUGAAACAAGUGUUUCAUGAGAUGGGCUGUAUGGAAAUAGGCGCAUGCAAUGCCUUAGUUUCUGCGCUUUCUCGCAAUGGUCUUGUCAAUGAUGGACUUGUAAUGUUUAGCCAAAUGAGAGAACAAGGGAUGGACUUAAAUGUUGUUUCUUGGACAUCAAUGAUUGCCUGUUGUUCCCAAAAUGGAAAAGAUGUUGAGGCUUUAGAGCUUUUCGCAGAGAUGCAGCUUGCUGGUGUGGUGCCCAAUGCUGUUACCAUCCCUUGCUUGUUACCAGCCUGUGGCAAUACUGCAGCAUUAAUGCAUGGGAAAGCAGCACAUUGCUACUCUAUACGGAGGCAAAUUGUGAAUGAUGUUUUUGUUGGAAGUGCUCUCACAGACAUGUAUGCAAAGUGUGGUAAAAUCAGUCAUUCUAAGCUUUGUUUUGAUGCAAUGCCUACCAGAAACCCAGUAAGUUGGAAUGCAAUUAUUGGUGGAUAUGCUAUGCAUGGACAGGACAAAGAAGCCUUGGAGAUGUUUGAUUUGAUGCUCAAGAGUGGGCAAAAGCCAAACUCUGUAACCUUUACUUGUUUGCUAUCUGCAUGUAACCAGAAAGGCCUUGUUGAUGAGGGCUGGCGUUAUUUCAAUAGUAUGUAUAAGGAGUAUGGUGUUGAAGCUAGAACGGAGCAUUAUGCUUGUAUGGUGAGCCUCCUAAGUCGUGUUGGAAAGCUUGAAGAAGCUUAUUCAUUGAUUAAAGAAAUGCCCAUGGAGCCAGAUGCUUGUGUUUGGGGAGCUCUGCUAAGUUCUUGUAGAACCUACAAAAAUUUACAGCUAGGUGAAAUAGCUUCUGAGAGGCUUUUUAAGUUGGAACCUAGAAAUCCUGGUAACUAUGUCCUUUUAUCGAACAUUUAUGCUUCAAAAAGCAUGUGGGUUGAUGUUAAUAGGGUGAGGAAUUUGAUGAAGGAGACAGGCUUGAAGAAAAACCCUGGAUGCAGUUGGAUUGAGAUCAAGAACAAAGUUCACAUGCUUCUAGCAGGGGAUAGAACACAUCCCCAGAUGGCCCAAAUCAAUAGAAAGUUGGAAACUCUCGGCAAAGAGAUGAAGAAGGCAGGUUUGGAUCCUAAAAUUGAUUAUGUGCUACAAGAUGUAGAGGAGCAGGACAAGGAGCAGAUGUUAUGUGGACAUAGUGAGAAGUUGGCUGUAGCUUUUGGGCUCUUAAAUACGCCUGCAGGGUUUCCUCUACAUGUAAUUAAGAACCUUAGAAUAUGCGGUGAUUGCCAUGCAGUUAUAAAAUUUAUUUCCGGCAUUGAAGGGCGAGAAAUUUUUGUCAGGGACACUAAUCGAUUUCAUCAUUUUAAAGACGGAGAAUGUUCUUGUGGCGAUUAUUGGUGAUUAUGGUAAAUCACAUUUUCAUAAUUGGGAAAGGUUACACUUAAAUCAGGUUAUUCAGUGGUACCUUUCGUUGUCUUUAGUAUUAUAUUUCACACAACUGUGUUCUACAUAUACUACAAGAAAUGUUGUGAAGGAGGGCAACUUGCUUGAUUCAAGGAAGGCAAGCUUUUCUGUGCCUUUGUAUAUCUGCAGGGUGAUCCGAAUGUAUACAAAUAUAACUGGCAAAUUGUCUUUAUACAUACUUCUUUGCAGUUCUGCUUUUAAUUCAGACAUCAAUUAGGGAUAUGUUAGCAUUUAGCAUCAAUUCAAGGAAAUUAGGGGAGUUAUCAGUUUCAGUUAGGGGUUAGCUUAGUUGGAUACUUGACUAGGUGCUACUCCGUAAUUUGUUGAAUAUUUCAUUCAUUGAUUGUAGAUAUUGUUGCUACCACAAGACAAAUGGUACAAGGAACCAGUUUUAGAAUAAGAAAAUGGUAGAGAGCUUGUUCAUUAUUUUUGUAAGAUUUAGAUUCAAAUUUCAUACUUCAUUAUAAGUUAUUUAAAAGAUCAUCGUUUUUUCUUUUUGUA
Messenger RNA from Spinacia oleracea (spinach), 3108 nucleotides. RefSeq names its product pentatricopeptide repeat-containing protein At1g20230. Gene Ontology annotation, molecular function: zinc ion binding; RNA binding; protein binding. The coding region runs from base 274 to 2544 and encodes 756 amino acids. Lineage: Eukaryota; Viridiplantae; Streptophyta; Magnoliopsida; Caryophyllales; Amaranthaceae. The transcript has a single exon. Gene Ontology annotation, biological process: RNA modification. The record is from RefSeq and is a predicted model, not a curated record.